UCCCACGUACGAGAGCAAAAAUCAAAGCUUUGAAUUUCGUAGAAAAAGCUGCCGGUAGAACCACAAUUUAUUUUUAGUAGACUAUCAGUCUGCCUUUGUUAAAGUUACUUAGAAUCUAGAGCAUAUCAACCUACAGAUUUUUAUAAUAUAUCAUUCUAAAAAUAUCACAUAUGGAUUCAGAGACUAUAACACAAGAAGAAGCCGAGCAGUAUGAUCGACAGAUUCGUCUCUGGGGUCUUGACGCGCAGCGAAGACUGAGAGCAUCAACUGUACUUUUGAUUGGCUUGAAGGGCCUUGGUGCUGAGGUAGCAAAGAAUAUCAUUCUUGCUGGAAUAAAGUCAAUCACAUUUAUGGACUCUCAUGCUGUUGAAGUGGAAGACAGCAUGUCACAGUUUUUUGUUUCUAGUGCUGCACUUGGACAAAACAGAGCACAAGCCUCUACAUCUCCUGCUCAGCUGCUGAACCCAAUGGUGGCAGUAAGCUCUGACACCAGUAACCCCAGUGAUAAAGAUGACAAUUACUUUCUGCAAUUCAAUGUCAUUGUUGCCACAUGCUGUCCCCCUUCAUUGCAGUGUCGACUAGACAAACUUUGCUUUGAAAACAAAAUACAAUUUUUUUCUGGAAAUGUUUUUGGAUUUUACGGAUACAUUUUCUCAGACCUGGGUGUCCAUGAGUACUUGCAUGAGGAGAUAAAGAAAAAGCAUGCCAAACCAGGGGAAGAUAAAGCUAAGACAACAGAGGAAGUACACAUUACUAAAGAGAAAGUUGAAUUUACAAGAUUAGAAGAGGAGCUGAAAUUUGAUUUCACAUCUGAUACACCCCAAAUGAAAAGGAAAAUUCGCCAAACACCUUCAGCAUUUUUCAUCACCAGAGUUUUUGAAGAGUUCCUUGAAAUUCAUGGCAGAUUUCCUUCUACCUCCACUCUUGAAGCAGACACCAAAGAGCUACAAAAUCUUCGUGUUCAAGUGUUAAAUAAGUUGGGAGUACCUGCUAAAUCUAUACCUGAAGAUUUUUAUCUAUAUGGGUUUGGAGAGCUCAGUCCCGUUUGUGCUAUUGUUGGAGGUGUCUUAGGGCAGGAAAUAAUCAAGGCUGUCUCACAGAAAGACGCACCACUGAAUAAUUUUUUCUUCUACAAUGGAGUAAAUGACGAUGGUAUGGUAGACAAGAUGACUGAAUGAUCUCAUUUUUGCUGUGACUCAUACAUUCACUGCCAUUUUGCAAUAUAACAUCAUUUAUUUUUUGUAGUAAUUGAUGACUAUGUUGAAACUUAUUUCUUGUAAAUUUUUUUUGUUAUCAUUUUUAAAAAGGUGUUAGAAAUAACACAUUCCAAGUAUUAAGUGUUUUUAUAGCCCAGGAGGCCAUAAGAACCAAAUUUAAUCAUGUCAACAGCCAGAGGUACUGAAAUUGUUCUAAUGAUUAUUGUUUGUUACAAUGAAGAAAUUUCUUGUUUUUUUUUUCAUUGUAUGUAUUGUUAAUACAUUAAACAAAAAAAAAGGAACAAGCAUUAUGAAGAUACAUGUAAAACCCAUUAGUUUAAUAAAGAAAUUAUUGAAA
Physella acuta is the source of this 1554-nucleotide messenger RNA. RefSeq names its product SUMO-activating enzyme subunit 1. The record is from RefSeq and is a predicted model, not a curated record. Gene Ontology annotation, molecular function: SUMO activating enzyme activity. Gene Ontology annotation, cellular component: cytoplasm; SUMO activating enzyme complex. Gene Ontology annotation, biological process: protein sumoylation. Lineage: Eukaryota; Metazoa; Mollusca; Gastropoda; Physidae.